Messenger RNA from Closterium sp. Naga37s-1, 9759 nucleotides. Lineage: Eukaryota; Viridiplantae; Streptophyta; Zygnematophyceae; Desmidiales; Closteriaceae. The record is from the annotation of a GenBank genome assembly.
AUGGUGUCGGCAGCAUCUGCAGUGACGGCAGAGUCGGCAGAUUCAGCAGGAACGGCCGUGCGGAGGACGAUCAGCAGCAGCAGCGGCGGCGGGGACGGCGAUUUCUUGACGCCCACAGGCGGCAACACGCCGUCCAGCGCCACCAGCUACGGCUCGGAUUCUUCCUCGGGGGGCUUUGUGCUGCGCCCCUUCGCUGCUGGCCCUCGGGAGUUCCGCACCAUCGCCCAGGGCAUCCUGAAUAAGGGCUCGGGAGCUGAAGGGCAGGGAGCAGACGGAGAGGGAGCAGGCAGGCAGGGCGCUUCAGGGGCGGGAACAAGAGGGCAGGGAGGAGCAGAGGAGAUGCGUAGACCGUCCACAGCGCAGCCGCAUGAGGCGCACGAGACUCGCGAGAGAGAGCACGAUGCAGCCUCUCUGGACCACUCCACUCGGCCCACAACCGCCCCUCUUUCCCGAAGCCCCUCCACCUCCUCGCUCACCUCCUCCGUCCCUUGGUCUGCCAGCGGCGCUCUGGACAGCUCAUUCGCUGCCGGCGUGAGGCGGUUUUCCCUGGAGACGGGGAGUGACGACGGGUCGCUGACAGAGCGAGGGUCGGUGGUAACCACCACACGGGAGAAGUAUGUGGAGCGGCUGGAGUUGAAAGUGGUGGAGCUGAAGCGACGGCUGUCUGUUGUGAUGGAGGAGAGGGAGAGAGGCGGCGCUGGUUUCGCGGGUGCUGGUGGCGGUGCUGCUGGUUCGGGGGCUGCUGGUUUCAUUGGCGGCGGUGGUGGUGGUGCUGCUGCUGGGUUGAGUGGGAUGUGGAGGAGUACUAGUGGAGGGGAGGUGCUGCUGAGGGAGGAGCUCAGGAAGAAGGCUAGUAGAGUGCAUGCGUUGGAGAGAGAGCUGGCAACGCUUAAGAGCCUGGUUGGGCUGGAUCCGGGGGAGGCUGUAUCUAAGGCUGCGGCGUAUGGUGCUGCUGGGGGCGCGGGUGGGGAUAUGGGGAGAAAAUCCAGAAGUGCGGAUGCCAGAUUUGUUGAUUUGAUAGAGCGGCACGGAGCAGAGGUUGCUGAGCUAAAAGAGUUACUUAAGGAGAAGGAGGAGCGGCUGGUGUUUCUGGAAAGGGAUAGGGAGGAGGUGAUGGAGCGAGUAGCAGCACAGGUGCAGGCAGAGAAACGUGCGGAGACAGAACGGCUGGCGAAAAUGCAAGGAGAAAUGGAAGCAGCUGCGGAGCAGCUGAAACGGCAGGUGUCAUCUGCCAUGGCUCGAUGGAAAGGGUUGGAGGAGGAGAAGGGAAGAUUAGCGGACCAGCUGCUUAAAAAGGAGGUGGUUAUAGAGGGGGAGCGGGAGCGGAAUGUGAGGGUUGGGGAGGAGUUGGCAGUGGUUCGGGGGCAGUAUGAGACGAUGAUGGAGACUGUCGCAGCUCUGCAGGAGGAUAGGGGGAAACAGGCUAAGGAGAUGCAGGGGUUGAGAGAGGAGACGCAGAGACUAAGGGAGGAGUGUGAGAAAUGUAGGGAGGAGAAUGAGAGGAUGAGAGAUGAAAGGGUGGGGCUUGAGAAGGAGCUGGAGAAGUUAAGGGAGGAGGUGCAGAGGCGGAGGAAGGGUGACAUUGCAGCUGCCCUGGAAACUGGGGAUUCCAAAUGUAAGAUGCUUCAUCUCGUCUACUUCAUUUCCUUGCUCUCUAUCCACCAGGUGAACCUGAGCGGCGAGCAGCGGGAGCUGCUAGAGGAGGAGCUGGUGCAGCUGCAGGAGCUGCUCGCCCGGUCCCGAGACGAGGAGGAGAGGCUGCGAGCCAAGAUGCAGGGCGAUGAGCAGCAGUGGCAGCAGCAGCUUCGGGAAUCAGCAGCCGCGUUAGGAGCCAAGGAGGAGGAAUCCAGGGCUCUGCUAUUGCGUGUGGAGGAGGGGGAGAGGGAGAGGGAGCGGCUCCGAGCAGAGGCGGAUGCGGCCAGGCUUGAGGCGGCGAGUGCUGGUGAGAAGCUGGCUGCGACGAAGGAUAGGCUGGGGGUGGCGAUUAGGAAGGGGAAGGAGGUGGUUCAGCAGAGGGAGGCGCUGAAAGGGACUCUGGCUGAGGAGACUGCUGUGCUGGAACGGUUAAGGGAUGAGCUGGAGCGAGAGAGGGAGGGGAGGAGGGAUGCGUUGAAGGCUGUGGAGGCGAAGGAAGGGGAAGUGGCGGAGGGGAGGAGGAGAGUGGGUGAGCUGGUGGGUGAAUUGGAGGAGGAGAGGAAGAGGUUGGAGGAGUUGGAAGCAGCAGUUGCUGCAGCGGAGGGGAAGGCGGCAGGGAUGGUGGAGGAAGGUGGGGAGAAGGUUAGGGAGAUGGAGGAGAGAGUGAGGGAGGCGGAGGAAAGGGUACGGGUGGCUGAAGUGGAGGUGGGUGAGGUGAGAAGGCAGGUGGCGGAUGGGAGGGAGCGUGCUGUGGAGCUUCUAGGGCAGGUGGCGGAGAGAGAUGCUCUAUUGGCGAGGAGAGGGGAGGAGUUGAGGGAGGUGGAGGGCCGAGAGAGGGAACUGGAGAGAAGGGUUGCGGAGGAAAUGGAGAGGAGGAUUGAGGAGGGGAGGGAGGAGGGGAGGAGGGAAGUGGAGAGGGAGGUGGGGGUGUGGGAGGGUAGGGUUGAGGAGGAGAGGAGUAAGGCGGAGGAUGCACUGAAAGAGGUGGAGUGUUUGUCUGAGGAGGUGGAGCGGUUACAGGAGAGGGUUGCAGAGACAGAGGGGCAGCUGGUUGCUUCGCAGACAGAACUUGCUGCAGCGAGGGGGGAGGUAGGUGAGAAGGAGGGGGUGGUUUCAGGGUUAGAGGUGAGCUUGAGGGGGGAGAGGGAGAGAGUGAGACAGCUGGAGGAAAUCGUGGAGACGCUAAGAGUGGAGGUUCAGGAGGCUCAGAAGGCAGGUGGUUCGGAAGCAGAAGCGAGGGAAAGGGAGAGAGAAAGGGAGAGUGCGCUGACUCGAGAGUUGGAGUCAUUGCAAGCACAGAAAGAGGCGCUGGUGGGUGCUGUGGAGGAUGAGAGGGCUAUGAGGGAGGAGGCGGAAGAGGCAAAGAGGAGGGUGGAAAGAGAGAAGGGAGAGGUGGAGGAGAAGCAGAGGGAGCUGGAGGCUAGGGUAGGGUUUUUACAGGCGAACCUAGAUGAGAUGAAUCUACAGGUUAAGGGUUGGGAGGAGCAAGUGGAGGGGCUUAAAGCUGAGGUUGUGGGCUGGGAGGAGAGGUUUGCUGGUCGGGAGCGGGAGUUUGCAGGCUCGGCUGCCGAAGCUGAGGCUCGGCUGGAAGAGGUUCGGCAGGAGCUGGAGGGGAUGAGAGGGAGGGAGAAGGAGUGGGAAGGGAGGGUAGGGGAGGUGGAGGAGAGAGUGAGGGAGGGUGAGAAAGCGUUGGUGGAGAGUGAGAGGCUUUUGCAGGAGGAGAGGGAGAAGGCGGAAGGGCUUCAGAGGGAGAUUAAAGAGAUGGAGGUGAGAGGGAAGGAGGCUGAGGAACAGAAUAAGGAGGCUGAAGCAAGAGCCAUGGAGGCUGAAGGACGGGUUAAGGAAGCCGAAGCAAGAGUUGAGGAGGCUGAGAGGAGGAGGAAGGAGGAAGAAGCUAGAUCGAGUGAGCUGUUGCUGCAAGUGGAAGAGGCGAAGCGGAGAGAGAGUGAUGCGAGUGAGGGGAAGGGUGGUGAGAGUGAGGGGGAGGUGUGGAGGGCUGAGUGGAAGGCCGAAGAGGCGUUGCUGCUGCAGAAGCAGGCUGAGAUUGAAGGGCUUCUGUUGGCUAAGGGACGAGAGUUCCUGGAGCUGAAAGGAGAGUGGGAGAGGGAGAGAGAUGCUUGGGCAGCCGAGAGGGGUGAGUGGGAGAGAAAGGCGAAGGGAUGGGCGAUGGAGAAAGAGGAUUUGCUUGGGAGGCUGCAGGGGGAGAGGGAGAAGUGGGAGGAGGAGCAGGGGAGGGUGGAGGAGAGUGAGGGGCAGCUACAGGAGCAGGUGGAGGCGGAGAGGAGGAAAGUGGCCGGGUUGAGAGAGGAGAGGGAGCAGCUUCGGAAGAGGGUGGAGGGAUUGGAGGAGGAGGUGGGGCAGGUGCAGGAACAGGUGGAAGCAGAGAGGCGGAAGGUGGAGGAGUUGAGAGGGAGUUUGGAGGAGGAGGAGAGGCGGUGUGGGGAGAUGCUGGGUGAGUUGCAGGCUGUGGCGGAGGGGAGGGAGGAGGAGAGGAGGCAAGUGGCGGGGCUGAGAGAAGAGAAGGAGCUGCUGCAAAAGAGGGUGGAGGGUUUGGAGGAGGCAGUGGAGCAGGUGCAGAGGAAGAUGGGCGAGGUGGAAGAGGAGAAGGGGCAGCUGCAGAGGAAGGUGGAAAGACUGGAGGCGGAGGUGGAGCAGCUGCAGCAGAAGAUGCAUGCUGCAGAGCGGAAGGACGUGGUCACUCUCGCGAAGGUAGUUGCCAGCGAGACAGCUGCAGAAGAAGCAACCAAGCAGCUUCAAUCAGUCCAAUCCGCCCUCGAGGCAAAGCAAGCCGAGCUCUCCUCUCUUCAACAGCAAGCAGAGGAGGUCGAAGAAGCCUUAGAGCAGCGCGAGACAGAGCUUGAUUCCCUUAAAACCGACAUCUCGGCGCGAGAGAUGAUCUGGCGUGCGUCGCAAGACGCAGAGGCACAAGCAGCAGAGGAUGCUAUUGCGGUGGAAGCGGCUGCUGCACGGGAGAUGGCGGAGAGAGAGAGGGAUAAGGUGAAGGAGGAAGCUGAGGCGGAAGCAGCGGCUCUGAGGAAGGUUCUGGGAAUGCGGGAGGCGCAGCUGGAGAAGCUGCAGGCUCGGGUGGCCGAGGCUGAGGAGACGGUUCAGGAGAAGGAGGAGGUUCGGGCGGAGCUGGAACAGGCUCGGGCUGAGCUGGAGGAGGUUCGGGUGGAGCUUGAGAAAGCUCGAGGGGAGGUGGUUAGGGUUAGGGAGGAGAUGGGGGAGGAGAUGGAGGGAGUGAGGGAGAGUAGUGUGAGAGCAGAGGAAGAGGUGGAGAAGCUUAGGGCUGCUUUGGAGGGGUAUAGAGAGGAGGUCGAGGAGGGAGAGAAAAAGGUGAGUGAGUGUGAGACGAGGCUAGAAGAGAGUGAGAAAGAGAGGAGGGCGGCUCUGGAGAAAAUGGAUUCGUUGCUUGGAGAGCUGAUGGAGAAGAGUGAGGAGAGUGAGAGGGCGAGAGAGGAGGGCGAUAGGCUGAAAGUGGAGGCUGGCCGGUUGAGGGAGGAGGCUAGAAGGCUGGAGGAAGAGGUGAAAAGCCGCGAGGAGGAGAUUAGUAAGCUGAAAGAGGAGGCUGUAAAGGGAAGUGCAAGGGCAGGAGCUGAUGGUGAGAGGGAGCGACUGGAGGAGGAGGUAGAGCGGCUGACGAGGGAGGUAGAGCAGAAGGGAGCAUUGCAGAAGGCCGCUGAAGACGCAAGGGCAGCAGCAGAGGAAGAAAAGGCAGCUGCAGAUGCAGCAAGAGCAGCAGCAGAGGCGAAGAACGCGAGUCUGGUGAAGAAGGCGAAGGAGAGAAUCGAAGGCAUGAAGCAGAAGGUUGCGGUGGAAGCACAGUCUGCUGCAGUCGCGAGAGCCGAGGUUGACCGACUGAAGCGGCUUCUAGAGGGGGGAGAUAGGGGAGGGGGAGGAGGAGAGGGAGGAGAGGGAGGAGAGGGUGGGGCAGGGGAGAAAGGAGCAGAGGCGAAGGCAUCAAAUGUUGGGGACGCGGCCGAGAUAGAGGGGCUUCGUGCCAAGGUCUCUUUCCUAGAAGCGGAGCUGUCUCAGUUGAAGCAAGGGGAGGGGAAUGGGGCAGGAGCAGGGGGAGAAGGAGCAGCAGGGGCGGCACCAGCGGCAGCAUCAGCGGCAGCAGCAGAGGCAGCAGCAGAGGGGGAGCGGGUGAGGGAGUCACUGAAGCAGGCACAGGAGCAGGUGGCGGGGGUGAGGGAGAAGCUGAGCAAGGCUGUGCGCAAGGGCAAGGCGAUCGAACAGCAGAAGCUGAAGCUGGAGGCAGAUCUCGCUGCUGCCCGGGCUGAGAUUGACGCUCUCAGGGCGAGCACUGGGACAGGCGCAGGGGCAGACGGAGGGACAGGAGUAGGGGCAGAGGCAGCGGCAGCGGCAGGGGCGGCAGCAGGAGCAGUGGCAGGGGCAGGGGCAGGGGCAGAGGCAGGGGCAGGGGCAGGGGCAGGGGCAGGGGCAGGGGCAGGUGUAGCAGCAAGGGAGCAGGUAGAAGAGCUAAGAGGAUUGUUGGCAGAGGCAGAAGAGGGGAGAAAGAAGGAGGAGGAGGCGAGGAGGAAAGAGGAGGAGGCGAGGAGGAAGGCUGAGGAGAGGCUGAAAGAGACAGUGGCGAUGAUGGAAGGGGUGACAGAUGCUCUUGCGGGGCGAGAGAAGGAGUGUGAGGAGGUAAGUAACGAACUUACUGAGCUAAGAAAGACUCUUAGUAGCGCUCAGGAGGAGGUUGCCAGGCUGAUGGGGGAAGUGGAUAGGUUGGAGGAGGAGGGUGUGAGGGAGAGGGCGGAGGCAGAGGAGAGAUUGCGGAAGGUGAAGAGGGAGAGUGAAGAGAUGGAGGGGUUUAAGAAUGGGAAAAUAGCCGAGGUGGAAGAGAUGUUGGCUAUAGUAGAAACGGAUCUUGCUGUAGCGAGGCGGAGGGUUGAGGAGGUGGAGAGGGAGAAAGAGGAGGUGGAGAGGGAGAAAGGGGAGUUGGAGAGGGGGAGGGAGGAGUGGGAGAGGCGAGUGAGGGAGUUGGAAGAGGAAGUGGGUAGGUUGGGAGAGGAGGGGAGGGGAUUGGAGUUGGAGCUAGAGAGAGUGAGGGAGUGGAGGGGGGUGGCGGAGGAGAGGGGUAGGGUUGUGGAGGGCAUGAGGAGGGAAGUGGAGGAGGCGAGAGAAGAGAGGGAGGAGAGGGGGAGGGCCUUGGUGGGACUGGAGGAGAGAGUGAGGGAGUUGCAGGGGGAGUUGGAGGAGGAGAGGAGGCGACGGGCGGAAGAAGAGGUGAAGAGGGUGGAAGACGAGAGGAGGAAGGAGGAGGAGGAGAAAGCGAGGACUGGAGGCGAGGGGGAGAAAGAAAUCGGAGAGGCACAGGCACAGUUGAUGGAGAAAGAAGAGCGGUUGAGAGCGGUUGACGGGCAGUUGAAGGAGGUUCAGUCCCAAUUGGCAGCGGUUGAAGGGCGGUUGGUGGCAGUACAGGGAGAGAAGGAAGCAGCAGAGGAGUUAAUGCGAGGGUUGGAGGCAGAGAGGGGCGUGGGGAAAGAGCGAGUGUGUGCUCUAGAGGAUGAGAAGGCAGGUUUGGUUAGGGAGUUGGAGCAGGAGAGGGAGAGGAGAGAGGAUGCAGAUAGGAAUUUAGUGGGAGUGCAGGGUGGGUUGGAUGAGGAGAGGGAGGCGAGGAGAGUGGCAGAAGCUGAGCUGGAUAGUCUACGUUCUGAGCUGGCAAGUGCUCGUGAUGAGCUGGCGAGUGUCCGUGCUGAGCUGGCAGCGGCUGGCCGUGAGGGGCAGAGGAGGAGUGAAGGUGAGACAGGAGAAGGCAGUGCGGAGGAUGCUGAUGCAGUGGCUGUGAGAGAGAGAGUGAGGGAGCUCGAGGAGAGAGUGAGGGAGGAGGAGAAGAGAGUGAAGGAGGAGGGAGAGAGAGUGAGAUUGCAGGAGGAGAGAGUGAGGGAGAAGGAGGAGAGGGUAAUGGAGGAGGAGGAGAGAGUGAGGAAGGAGGCGAAGAGAGUGAGGGAGUUGGAAGUGAAGGUGGUAAAAUUGGAGGGUGAACUAGCAGAGCUGCAGCUACAGUUAGAAAAGGAGAGGGGGGAACAGAAUGUCGCAAAGGAACAGCUAGAGGCUGAUAAGGAACAAGCUUGUAACGAGGCUCAGGAGCUAAGGGAGCAAGUAUCUCAACUGCGGGCAUCUCUCUUGGUGCUUGAAACAGAAAGGGGCGCGUGGGUGGUUGAACGAGAUGCUCUUGUAGCAGCAGAGCGGCAGGUGCAGGACGAGAAGCGCGGUUUGGAGGAGCAGGGAGCGGUUCUGAAGGGUCGGAUUCAGGAGGUGGAGGUGGAGAGGGAUGGGUUGCAGGCUGCUGUUGGUCGGCUGGAAGGGGAGAAGGGCGGGUUGCAGGAAGCAGUGGGGCGCUUGGAAGGGGAGAGGGCGCGGCUAGUAGGGGAUAAGGAGCGUUUGGAAGGAGAGAGGGCUGGUUUGCUGGCGGAAGUUUCUCGUAUGCAAGCGGAGAAGGAGGGGGUUGAGAGAGAGGGAGAGCAGUUGCGAGGUGAAUUGGAGGAAGAGAGGAGGAGAGGGGAGAGUGCGAGGAAGGAGGGUGAGGAGAAGGGGAGGGUGGUAGAUGAGUUGGAAAGAGUGGUGGAGGUCUUGAGGGGUGAGAUGGAAGAGAUGAGAAGGGAGCGGAAGCGGGAGAGGGAGAGGAGUGAAAAGGAGGAGGGGGAGGAGGUGGGUAGGGAUGAAGCGGAUAAGGUUGAGAAGGAGAGGAGAGUAGCUGAACUGGAACGAGCUUUGCACGAGAAGGAAGGAGAGGUAGAGAGACUGGGGAAGGAGGUGCGGGAAAAGGAAUUGUUGAUUGAGGAGUUGAGAGGGCAGGUUGGGGAGAGGGACGGGGAGCUUGAGAGGCUGAGGCAGGAGGUGGGGGAGAGGGAAUCGAUGAUUGAGGACCUGAGAGGGCAGGUUGGGGAGAAGGAAAGGGAGAUUGAGAGGUUGAAGAGCGAGGUUGGGGAGAGGGACGGGGAGGUAGAAAGGCUGAGGCGGGAGGUGGGGGAGAGGGGAGGGGAGGUGGAGAAGCUGAGGCGGGAGGUGGGGGAGAGGGAAGGGGAGGUAGAAAGGCUGAGGCGGGAGGUGGGUGAGAAGGAGGCGGCAGUGGCGUCGGUGGCAGCGGCACGGAGCAAGGCAGUGGAGAAGCUGAAGAUGAUGGUCGAUAAGCUCAAGGAGGUGCAGGCACAGUCAGAGGCAGUGGUGCAGGAGGCGGAGAUGAGACUGGAGGAGAAGGAUAGGGAGAUGGAGGAGCGGCUGAGAGAGAAGGAUGCAGAGCUGCAGGGGGUGUGGGACCGUCUAAGAUUGGCGGAGGCUCAACUCGGAGGGAUGGCAGACGGCAGUGCUCCUGCUCCUGCUGCUGCUGCGCCUAAUUCUGCUUCUGCUGCUUCGUCUGGUCCCUCUGGCGGUGGACACUUCCCGGUUAUUGAGUCUGGAGAUAAGGCAGCUGCUGCUGGUGCUGGUAGUGAUGCUGCUGCAGGUGGUGAGGGGGAGAGCAUGACUAGUGGUGCAGCAGCCAUGUGGCAGGACGCUGUUACGUCGCCACAGCAGCAGAAAUCUGAGGCAGGCGCUGCUGCUGGUCUUCCUGGCGUGGCAGAGAAGGAUGCUGAGCUGGCAAGGCUGCGCGACGAGGUGGCAGCAGCGGGCGAGGCGGUGAGGGUGCUGGAGGGACAACUGGAGGCGGCAAGGAGAGAGGCAGACGACUUGAAGCGCAAGGCAGUCCCCCCACCUCUGCCCUCUUCCUCCUCCUCCUCGCAAUUGGCAUCAGCAUCAGCCUCCACGCUCCUACCAGUCACCACGCAGAGGAAGGCAACACCUGGGGGAGGUGCAUCUGACACGUCAGCAGAGUACCUGCCUCUGCUGGCGCAGCAGCUCGCCACGUCAUCGUCCGCCUCGCUGGCGGGCCACACAGCGCUGCAGAUUGCUGACUCGUACCCCGACGACGAAGUGCACGGGUUCAAGUCAAUAGUCAGUGCAUUCCGCUUCCUGCCAUCCUUCCUGCACCCAGCUGCCAAGGGCAUCGAUCGCCUAUGUGUGGCGGGAGGGCAGUCGCUGAUGGCCCGGCCCAUGAUGCGCCUGCUGCUCGUGCUCUACUGGAUGGCCAUGCAUGCUGCCAUGCUCGCCAUGCUUGCCGCCCUCACUGUUGCUUGA